AUGCAUCUCUGCAGAAGAAAGGUGUGUCCAAUAUACGCGCGUUACAUUGCACCAAAGCGCCAACCUCUUAUCUACCAACCAACACACUUUAAGGAAAACCUUUUCUUUCUUUCCUUUCUGUUUCUAAUCUAUUACCUAUACACUCCUCUUUCUCUUCUUCAUUUAAAGCAAUCUCUUUCCUUAUUUUUUUCUCUCCCUCUCUCUUAUUACACAUUACUCUUUCUUUCACUCUUAUUGCCCUCAAACGAGCAUUCGCUCACCGUGGAGUGUCCCAUUCUUUUUCUUUUUAUUCUGCUUCCUUUUGUUUUUCUUUUUUUUUUUUCCUUUCAUGUCUUUUUUUUCCUUUGCUUUCACACUUUUCUUUUGAUUUCACCCUUUUUUUUUACUCUCACCCUUUUCUUUCUUUCUUUUACUCUCACCCUUUUCUUUCUUUCUGUUUACUCUCACCCUUUUCUUUCUUUCUUUUUACUCUCACCCUUUUCUUUCUUUCUUUUACUUUCACCAUUUUUUUUCUUUCUUUUUACUCUCACCCUUUUCUUUCUUUCUUUUACUUUCACCAUUUUCUUUCUUUCUUUUUACUCUCACCCUUUUCUUUCUUUCUUUUUACUCUCACCCUUUUCUUUCUUUCUUUUUACUCUCACCCUUUUCUUCCUUUCUUUCUUUUUACUCUCACCGUUUUCUUCCUUUCUUUCUUUUACUCUCACCCUUUUCUUUCUUUCUUUCUUUCUUUCUUUCUUUCUUUCUUUCUUUUACUCUCACCCUUUUCUUUCUUUUACUCUCACCCUUUUCUUUUUACUCUCACCCUUUUCUUUCUUUCUUUCUUUUACUCUCACCCUUUUCUUACUUUCUUUUCCUUAA
This is a messenger RNA of Acanthosepion pharaonis, 858 nucleotides long. NCBI's taxonomy places the organism in Eukaryota, Metazoa, Mollusca, Cephalopoda, Sepiida, Sepiidae. The record is from the annotation of a GenBank genome assembly.